Messenger RNA from Lytechinus variegatus (green sea urchin), 3215 nucleotides. Its product is annotated as upstream stimulatory factor-like. The coding region runs from base 151 to 1050 and encodes 299 amino acids. Gene Ontology annotation, molecular function: DNA-binding transcription factor activity, RNA polymerase II-specific; RNA polymerase II cis-regulatory region sequence-specific DNA binding; protein dimerization activity. Gene Ontology annotation, biological process: regulation of transcription by RNA polymerase II. NCBI's taxonomy places the organism in Eukaryota, Metazoa, Echinodermata, Echinoidea, Temnopleuroida, Toxopneustidae. The transcript has 8 exons. The record is from RefSeq and is a predicted model, not a curated record.
GCCAUAAUGCCAUGUACAGUAUGCAUAAUAUAUGCUGAAGGCCUGUAUUGUCACAUGUUCAAUCUUUCUCUCACAUGACCAACUUGUUUGGCCCCGUGACUAGCGCUAGAAAUCCUGAUUCGUUUUUGCUUUCCCACACGUUUUAACCACAUGGAUGUUCUCGAUCAUACACUAGAUCAAGGACCACAAGACAAGGACAAAGAUUUAGACGAAGAGGUUACAGUACAUCUAACAGCAGAUGGAGAUCAGGUUGUUACAGACCCCAGUGGAGAGGGGCCAUUUGCUGAGAAUAUCCAGUAUCAGUUCCGUACUGACAGCAAUGGACAGAGUCAGGUAACAUACCGAGUGGUUCAGGUAGGAGAUACUGAAUCCAAUCCGCAAGCCGUUGUGACGACAUUCCCCCAGGGACAACAAGCUUUGACACAGGUCAUCCAGGGGUCGUUCAAUGGAGAGAGUCCGACGAGUGAAAGUCAGGGAGGAGAGACAAGGUUCACCUAUUUUCCUGCUGCAUCGGCGAUGGGUGGCGAUGGUGGAGGGACGGCUAGCGGUGGUGAACAACCUGGGAUCGCUGCACAGCCAACAGGUUCUUCAGGUGGUCAGUUUUACGUGAUGAUGUCACCCCAAGAUGUCCUACAAGGAGCAUCACAGAGAACCAUUGCACCAAGGACACACCAGUUCAAUGCGAAGGUGGACAGUGCAAGAACAGUGCGAGAUGAGAGGAGGAGAGCCACGCACAAUGAGGUAGAAAGAAGAAGGAGAGAUAAAAUCAACAAUUGGAUUGUCAAACUAUCCAAAAUCAUCCCAGAUUGCAACAUAGAUCAUUCCAAACAAGGCCAGAGUAAAGGCGGUAUCCUCUCAAAGACAUGUGAUUAUAUCCAGGAGCUAAGGCAGUCUAAUACACGCAUGGCCGAGAGUCUGAAGGACACAGAGAGACUCUCCGUCGACAUUGAACUCAUGAGGCAACAGCUCGAAGAACUCAAAGGAGAGAACGCCCUCUUGAGAGCACAGUUACAACAGGCGGGAAUCGAUCCGACAGGAAGUUCAAAUUGAGAGACAUUUUUUUUUUUUUUGAAGUCAGUAGGGGCGUCAGCUUUCAUAGGGUGUUGAUAAGUAUUCGCUGAAGCCAGACUUUGUGCAAAAGCAUUGGAAAUACCUGUAACAGGGAUAUCUUUGGGAACAGCAAACUUGAGUGUACCACUGAGAAAGUGGGUAAUUUCAAGUCAGGUGUUGGCCUUGGUGUUGAAAUUUGGAUGGCUUCCCCUAGCUUCAAAGCCUAUUCCGAGUUUGUAAAACUGAUCCAGAUCACAUUAUUGACAUCUCAACAACUAGUGAGUGACUUUUCAGGACCAUCUUCAUUCUAUGUUUGGUGUUAUAAUCGUGUAAAAAUUGACCUAAUACCAACACCAAAAGGUCAACACUGAACUUGAAAUCACCCAUUCUUCAGCUAGCCUGAUUAGCCUCAAGCAACUGUCUUGCUGGGGAAUAGUGAAAUAAUGUCUUUACCAUGAGGCAUUUUCAAGUAGAAUUGCAUUACGAUUGCUAGUCAUAAAUCUCAAUCUACCUUUGUUCAACCGCAUGUGACUUAUAUCCAAACGGUGUCAAUUUACCAAUGAAAGCUGAUGCCCCUCAGACUUCAAAGUUUUCAUUUUUCUCUCUCCAUUUUUGAGAAUAUUUUUCCAAGUCAGGACAUGUUUGUAUAUUGGAGACACUUUCAGACUCAGCCAAUUUGGUUAUUUUUGUAUUCGUAGUGGUAGAGUAGGCUUCUUCACUGGCGCCUAUGAGUUUGUGCUGGAAAAAAACAUUUGGUUGCUUUAUCAAAGCUUCAGCUGCAGUGUGGGCCUUGUUACACGAAGCUUAGCGACUGAUCGUUAGGUUGAUUUCUACCAUUGAUUACAUUGGUUAUUAUGUAUGAUCAAUCUUAAAGUCGGCCUAUGAUCAAUUGAUAAGUUUUGUGAUACAGGGCCCUGGACACAUGUCUAUCAAUAUUGACUAAACUUUUUAGCUCCAAGAAUUUAUUUUAGUUUUCAUAUCGUCACACAGCAAAGACGUCUGUCCGUGGUUUGCGCCUUCCAUUUGGGUACAGUAGCAUAAAGUUGCCUAGAAUCAAUUCCAAAUCAAUCCUCACACUCAAGUGUGUAGACAAUGUUGGUUCUCUGAAAAUGGAAAAUUUUCCUGGUAAUUUUGUUUCCAUGGUCAAAUGCAGCAAUGUCAUAAAUUUAGAAAGAAACUUCAUAGAGUUCAUAUGUCAGUAGAUAGAACAGACAUAUUUUCUGAGCAGUGAAUCAGUAAAACCAAGGCAAGUUAUACAAGAGACCAGGGUCCCGUAACACAAAUGUUAGCGAUUGAUCGCUAAUUUCAAAAGAAUAGUUCUGAUUGGUUCAAAGUCAGUCUACUUAGCAAAUUGUGCAUGCAACGAGGAUCUUGAUUGGUCAUUUCAUUGAGCCAUUAAUCGCUAACCUUUGUAUUACGGAGCCCUGAAGUGUUGACUUUGCCCGUCUUGAAUUGCCCAUAUAUCAUUCUACUUGUAAUACCACAGACCCCUUGUGUCCUAAUCAUAAAAAUGUUACUAUUUGACUAAAAUUUUGUGUGAAAACCUAGCAGAAUUAUCACACAUUGAUCUUUUCAGGAAAAUGGGAUUAUACAAAUGAUAUUUUUACCAGCUUUUGUGCCAGUUUUUCUAUACCCAUUGCUUAAACUGAGCUUAGUCCAAAAAAAAAUUGUGGAUUGAAUUGUCGCUUACUCAUAUUUGCUUCUUUUUACUGGCCAUAUCCAUAUCAAAUUUCAUAUGAAGUUGGAUUUCGGGCAGGGCACUUGAAAAUGCACAUUCACAAUAUUAGAUUUACCUCGCCUCUUUGCAUCUCAGAUGUUUUCAAAUUUGAUUUUCCCUUUAAAGAUACCAUACAGUAGUCACCACUUAUACGUUAAAUAUAUUUGCUUCCAAUUUUGUUAUUUAACAUUCUUUUUUUUCUUUAUCCUUUGAAAAAUCUGUCAUUUUGAUCUAUUUAAUACUAGAAAAUAAUACUUCACUGCUGGACCAGUGAUAGAUCAGUUCUAACUUUCAUAAACCGAGAAAUAAACUUGUAGAUAUGAAAAAUGUUGAUGUGUUUUGCUGUUUAACCUGAUUGCAUGCAUAGUUUUGUGCUUUGUAAAAAAAGAAAGGCAAGACUCUUUAUUAUAAACAUUUCAUACAGUUGUUUCAUAUACUAGUAGUGUGG